UAGUCAGUGCCAAGUGCCAUCAGUGCCAUUUGCAAUGUGAUGAGUGAUAAGAUGUUGCAUAUAAUCUGCGCAACUUUUUGCCGCUUUGUAUCUUGUACCAAAUAAUUAAUAUUAAGAAUCUAGCCCAACUAUGAAAUAAAUUAGUCACGGCUCGUAUGCAGCGCUGUAAAAUGCCUAAACCUACUGACGUCUCGUCGUCAGUCAGUGGUUAGAGUUAUCAAACAAAAACAAAAAGCGGCAAACCUAAGAAAGAACUCAUCCUUCGCCAAAGAUUCUGCGAAUUGAUAAACUUGAUUAAGGUUAUAAAGUAAAUAAACAAAUGGCAACUGCAAUGGAUAUUGAUAGUGAUUGGGUCCUUGAGACGGUCCUUGGCUCUGGCGGUUUUGGGAUCGUUGAGCUUUGGAGAAAUACUCAUACUGGGAACAAAAUAGCAAUAAAGAAGUGUAAAUCUGGCGAUGCUCAAUUAACUGAGAGGCAGAGGGAACGAUGGGUGGACGAGGUUGAUAAAAUGAAUCAAUUGAAACACCAAAAUAUUGUCGGUACCAGGCCUUUGCCAGAUGAACUCAAAAACGGUGUCGGGUCACUGCCUGUACUCUGCAUGGAAUACUGUUCGAAAGGAGAUCUCAGAUUUGUAUUGAGCAAGAGUGAGAAUUGGGCGGGCUUGGCAGAACCAGAUGCCAUGCAAAUAUUUCGCGACGUCGCAAGUGCCAUCAGUUACCUCCACUUUCAGAAAAUAACACACAGAGAUUUGAAGCCUGAAAAUGUAGUGUUGCAAGAGUGGAAUAAUAAGAUAAUCUACAAAUUAAUUGAUCUUGGUUACGCCAAGGAACUGGGACACGAUAGUAUCUGCGCAUCUGCUGUUGGAACGUUAAAUUAUGUUGCUCCAGAAAUAUUAUGGGCAGAGAAAUAUACUUGUUCUGUUGAUUACUGGAGCUUAGGAAUUUUGUUUUACGAAGUAAUAACUGGCUCUAGACCAUUUUUGCCAAACGAAACGAGUCCUAUAGAAUGGAAGAAACACAUCUCACGCAAAUCAAACGAUGAUAUAUGUGUCCAAUAUGAAAAUGGCGACGUGGUUUAUAAGCAAGAUAUUCAAGAUACCACUGAUAUAUCACCAUGCAUCAGGAAUGGUUUGAAAGAUUGGUUCAGAACUGUUCUACAAUGGGAUCCGAAAAAACGUGGGCGACAAUGUCAGAAGAAUGGUACCGAAGUCAUGGUUGUUUUUUCCAUGCUUGCGCAAAUUUUAUCCAAGAAGGUGAUCCAUGUCUUCUGUGUACCACAUUAUCGUAUAUUUCAUUACGAAAUAUCGAGUGCUACCACUCUUAAGCAACUGAGAUGUUUUAUCGAGCAAGAUACUCAAAUCAAUAUUUCUAGUCAAGAAUUACUUGACCCAGACGGUAGUCUUCUCAAGGAUGAUGGAAUUAUAAAAUUAAGCACCCUACAAGGUAAGUUACUAACGCUUUCCAAAAAAGAAAGUGUGCUGACUGAAAUACCUGAUCCGGAUGUGCCUUGCUUGGUUAGAAAAAUCAUUGAAACGCCCAAAAUGACGAUGACCAAGUAUGAAUUGCAGCGGUGCUACUCCGCUGCAAUAUUUUUUGUAAAAAAAGAAGCUCAACUGUUUCGAUCUUACAUAUUGGCUCUGUGUAUGAAAAUCGAUCUAGUCAACUCGAAAUUCGAUACUAUAUUAUCAAAGAAAGAUCAGAUGGCAUCAGGCUUCAACUUACUACAGGCAGAAUUUCAUUCAAUGUGUGAAUUGGUACAAAAUGAUGUAACUAACGGCUUAGACACAUUGAAGAACGAAAUCAAAAAUCUAACACAGAAGCUGGAAUUUCUCUCAGAAAGGGUCCGUGCUCUCAAAGCAAAAUGUGAUAAAUUUUUACAUGUACGAAAUAUUUUAAUCAAGCUCGGAGAUAUUGAAUGGACAGCAGAAUACAGGGAACUCUUAGAAAAAGCACAAGAUAUCGUUGAAAACUCUAAAACGCUCUCUGAGAAGAGUAAGCAUCAACCAGUCCGUAUGGCCAAGUUUAUAUUUGAACUUCUCAAAUGUCGAAAAAAUCUAAUGAAUAAUAAACAACUCGUCGAUAUGAAAAGUGAAAUUGAUCACGUGUCCACGGCUCAAGCAGCUAAAGACUUUUCAAAGCAAGAAAAGUAUGUUGAAUCUGCUGUUGCAUUGAUUGAUGUUUACCGAGAACAAAUUUCAAAUUUGCGUAAGAAAUGGGAAAAUUACAAGCAAGUAGCUAGUUUCCCCGAAAAUUUAGACAGCAUGGAUGUAGAAUGUAACGCUGACGAUAACCGUGAAUUGGAAUCUUCCGUACGAAGUCUGAAUGAAGGAGAUGGUUUGACCAGCGACCAUGUUAUCUAUGAUAACUUGGUAAUACGAUACCUGAUGCAUGACUUUAUUUCCGAAACAUAUGAACAGUUCAAACAAAUAAUGAACCUAAAUCCAUAAGGAGGUGAAAUCAAAGUGAAAUAAUAAUUCUGAAUCUUACAUUAAAAUAUAUAAAACUACGUUUUAUGUUAGUCAAAUAUUUUAUUACCGAUUUUUAAUAAAAUACAUAAUUGCUAAAUGGUAGGUCUAUUAUAAACCGUCUGUUAUGAAUUCUGAUUUUAUACAGUGUGAUAUUUGAUACGAAAAAUAUAAUACUUUCUUAUGCAA
This is a messenger RNA of Diprion similis, 2653 nucleotides long. RefSeq names its product inhibitor of nuclear factor kappa-B kinase subunit beta (gene IKKbeta). Gene Ontology annotation, molecular function: ATP binding; IkappaB kinase activity. Gene Ontology annotation, biological process: positive regulation of transcription by RNA polymerase II; peptidyl-serine phosphorylation; tumor necrosis factor-mediated signaling pathway. Gene Ontology annotation, cellular component: IkappaB kinase complex; cytoplasm. The coding region runs from base 320 to 2446 and encodes 708 amino acids. The transcript has 13 exons. NCBI's taxonomy places the organism in Eukaryota, Metazoa, Arthropoda, Insecta, Hymenoptera, Diprionidae. The record is from RefSeq and is a predicted model, not a curated record.